AUGACUUUCUCUUAUCUCAAGCAGGCGGAAAAUAUCCCACAAAAUGGAAGCUCUGCAACUCAAUCGUCUCACUCAAAGCAUUUGGGCAAUUCAGGUCCAGCAAACAAGCUCAAUACUCAAACUGGAAGAAGCCUCCGUGCUGAGCUUCAACUGCCUCAACGGGUAGAACCCCUCGAUAAAGGCAAGAAAAUAUUGUUUGCUGAUGGGGUUGAAAAGAAAAAGGGAAACCCUCGGUCGGAUCGCAAUCAGCGAGCAGUUCACUACCCAUAUUUGUUCCCUCAAAGCCCAACUGGGAUCAGAUUUCUGAAUGGAGAAUCUACCCAAACCAACCAGCCGCGAGCCCCUACUUGGUUCUGUAAUAAAGAGACUGAUCUUUGUAGGUCUUUGGCACCAGUGUCACUAGUUGAUCAAUUCAAAGCAACUAACAUUUCCGAUCCUCUGUGUUACAACUUAAUGCUGCCCAGAGCUUCUACACCUCCAAGGCCCCAGCAGUUGAGUAACCCAAUGCAGCUGCUUAAUCAAUUGGCCGCUAUGCCUAAUGCAUCUGGCUCACUGCUCCAGAAUUCCGACCUGACUAAGCAUUCACUGCCUAUGGAGCUUAUGGCUCAGCAAUUCUCCUAUCAAAAUAAUCAACUCCCAUGGGCACUUGGACUAUAUAAUUCACAAACUGGUAGCACCGUGUUCCACGAAAUUUCCAUUCCUUUGAGGCCUGUAGCUGUGCAACAACAAGGGUUUCUGAAUCAAACUACAAAACCAACUGCUACAUAUCCUAGCUCUAGGACUUCCAUGUCUAGCUCACUCCUGAACUCAUCUCUUCUGCAUAAUUGGUUUAGCAAGGAACUUCCGAACCGCGAGGCAAUGCAAGGAGCAGACUCGAAGUGGGAGAAUCAUCACCUUUCAAACGCCUCAGGGGAGAAAACCAAUGAGCCGCAAGCACCAAGUGCUAAACAAAUCAUGGGUACUUCUUUGUCUCUACCGACUGGAGCUAGUUUGUUUGUAUCUGCUCCAGGUACUCUUGCGUUCGACUCAGAAAUUGAAAAGACUGCGAAAGCUAAUCGAAAGGAAACAAAACUAAGGAAAAAGCAGUUAGUGGUGGUUGGAACUCAAAGCAAUCCACCGCCAGAAAUUAGAAUCGACGACGAAGUAGAAUCUAGGGUUAACGAAAACCCUACUCAAACGUUAGAAUGUAAAGAAGAAGAAGUCGAUUCCCCUGAAGAAGUGCUGAACACUAGGAGAAAUGAAGGGUUUUCAGCAGAAAGUGAAGCAUCCAUAAGGGAGUUGACCACAUCAAUUGAGAAAUUAAACUCUCAAGGGAAACUGCCAUCACAAACAGAACCAAACCCGAGGCAGAAUGCGAAUGCAGUAACGUUACGAAGCGGAAAGAUCCUGGAACCAGUUCCUGGCAAGAAUCUUGAUUUCUACGUAAUUAAGAUGGAGGAGGACAACACUGCUGGAUCUUCAGACCUCCUGUUAGGCCGACCCUUUCUCAGUACUGCUAGCACCAAGAUCGAUGUCCGAAGCGGCACUCUUACGAUGGAAUUUGAUGGGGAGAUCGUGAAAUUCAAUGUUUACGAUGCCAUUAGCCAUCCAAGUGAAAUCUUGAGCAUAAACCGCGUUGACCUGAUUGACUCAUUAGUGGACGAGACUUUUGAGUCAACUUAUGAAGACGAAUCUGAAUAUAGAUAUGAUGAUUAUGAAUUUGUUAAGACAUUAUUAUCACCAUCAGAAACUAAACUUCUACCUUCUGUUGUGCAGGCUCCAGAUUUGGAAUUGAAACCACUUCCCGCGCAUCUCAAGUAUGCAUUUUUAGGAAAAGGUAAUACCUUACCCAUUAUAAUCUCAAAUAAACUCUCUAAACCCGAGGAAGAAAGUUUGAUCCAGGUACUAAAGAGUCAUAAGGAGGCGAUUGGCUGGACUAUUACUGACUUGAAGGGGAUAAGCCCUUUGACAUGCACACACAAGAUUUACUUGGAGGAGAACACGAAACCAAGGAGAGAGGCACAAAGACGCUUAAACCCGAAUAUGAUGGAAGUGGUGAAAAAAGAAAUAAUUAAGCUGCUAGAUGCUGACAUCAUUUUCCCCAUUUCUGACAGUAGAUGGGUAAGUCCGGUACAAGUCGUGCCCAAGAAAACGGGCGUAACAGUAAAGAAAAAUACUAAGGGCGACUUAGUACCGGUCCGAGGAAUUGAGGUUGAUAAGGCCAAAAUUGACAUUAUAAAUUCUUUUCCAUAUCCCUCUACUGUUAGAGAGAUACGUUCUUUUCUUGGCCAUACAGGAUUUUACAGGCGUUUUAUAAAAAACUUCUCAAAAAUAGCUGAACCAUUGUGCGAGCUGUUGCAGAAAGACAAAAAAUUUGAGUUUGACUCAAAAUGCAAUGAGGCUUUUGAUACACUUAAGCAAAAGUUGGUAACCGCCCCUAUAGUACAAGCACCAGACUGGAACUAUCCCUUUGAAAUUAUGUGCGAUGCAAGCGAACGUAGCGUGGGAGCCGUAUUGGGACAAAAGAUAGCGAAAGAGCCUCAUGUCAUCUGUUACGCCUCAAAGACCCUAGAUGCUGCACAAAGCAACUACACAACCACAGAAAAAGAACUUUUAGCUAUUGUGUUUGCUUUAGAUAAAUUUCGAUCAUAUUUACUGGGAUCUAAGGUGAUUAUUUUUUCUGACCAUGCAGCUCUUAGGUACUUAAUCGCAAAGAAGGAAGCAAAGCCAAGGCUCAUUAGGUGGAUUUUACUGCUCCAAGAAUUUGACAUCGAGAUUCAUGACAAAAAGGGGUGUGAAAACCUGGUGGCCGACCACUUGAGCAGGAUAAAAACUCCAUUUGAUGAUGAUCCCAUAAAGGAUGAUUUCCUCAACGAAAGCUUAUUUUCAACCGAGGCUUACUAUCCGUGGUAUGCAGACAUAGUUAAUCUCUUAACCACGGGAUCGCUGCUCACUGAGUUAGCUCAAUCCGUAAAAAACAAGCUUAGACGCGAAGCUCGGUAUUACAUAUGGGACGAUCCAUACUUAUGGAAACAUUGCUCAGAUCAGAUAAUACGAUGAUGUGUUCCAGAAACUGAGGUAACCUCUAUCCUUACUUUUUGUCACACAGAAGCUUGUGGAGGUCACUUUGGCCCUAAGCGGACAGCUCACAAGGUAUUGGAGUGUGGGCUAUAUUGGCCUACAAUCUUUCGCGACGCGUUUAACUUCUGUAAGUCUUGUGAUAAAUGUCAGCAUACAGGUAAUAUCACUAGACGAAAUCAAAUGCCCCUAUCCCCGAUUCAUGUAUGUGAGAUUUUUGAUGUAUGGGGCAUUGAUUUCUGGGGCAUUGAUUUCAUGGACCCUUUUAUUUCUUCGUUUGGAAACGUAUAUAUACUUCUUGCAGUAGACUAUGUUUCUAAGUGGAUAGAAGCAAAGCCUACUCGCAAUGAUAAUGCUAAUACUGUUGUGGAGUUUCUAAAACGAACUAUUUUUUCUAGGUUUGGAACACCUCGAGCUUUGAUCAGUGAUCGUGGUACCCACUUUUGCAACAAGGUCAUGGAGGCACUAUUAUCAAAAUAUGGGGUUCAUCAUCGUAUAGCAACAGCCUACCAUCCCCAAACGAAUGGCCUAACAGAGGUUUCAAACAGGGAGAUCAAGUCAAUUUUGGAAAAAAUGGUUCGACCUAACCGUAAGGAUUGGAGUCUUCGGCUCAAUGACGCGCUUUGGGCCUAUCGGACGGCGUAUAAGGGACCAAUUGGCAUGACCCCGUAUCGACUUGUUUUUGGCAAAGCAUGUCAUCUAUCAGUAGAGUUGGAGCAUAAAGCUUAUUGGGCUAUUCGACAAUGUAACAUGGAGUUAGAGCCCGCGGGGAAGGCAAGAAAAUUGGACAUUCAAGAAUUGGAGGAAAUUCGCAAUGAUGCCUACGAGAAUGCUCGAAUUUAUAAGGACAAAACAAAGAUGUUUCAUGACAAAAAUAUAGUUCAGAAGCAUUUCUCAGUAAGACAAAGAGUUUUGCUUUAUAACUCCGUAUUAAAGCUAUUCCCAGAGAGUGAAGAAUCAGGAAAGCGGUUCACAGUCAAUGGUCAACGGCUGAAGCCAUUUUACGAGAAUUUCCAGGCCCACACGGUUGAGAAAAUUCAAUUAGAACCACCAUAA
Molecule: messenger RNA, 4113 nt
Organism: Gossypium arboreum
Lineage: Eukaryota; Viridiplantae; Streptophyta; Magnoliopsida; Malvales; Malvaceae
Exons: 13
Biological process (GO): DNA integration
Molecular function (GO): nucleic acid binding
Source: RefSeq, a predicted model, not a curated record